CGACAACGACAACCCAUUGAUCCAGUCUCCCUCCUGCUCCGAGCCAGCUUCACAUGACCAUGUUGGCUCGCUCAGCACUGCGUACGGCACGCUCCGCCGCUGCCACGGCCCGCAAUGCCUCCAGCAAACCGCGCUUUGCCUCGACAUCGAGCUCUGCCGACGGCGCCGCCUCGGCAUGGAAGAACAACGCCCUCCCCGCAGGCGCCACCAUCUUCGCCGUUGGUUCGACUGCCUGGUACUGGCAUCUCUACGGACGCCAGGUUGAUGCCAUGACCCCAGCCGAAGAAGGUCUCCACCCAACUCAAUACCCGUGGGAGCACGAGAAGUGGUCCAAGACCUUCGACCAUGGAGCUCUCCGCCGUGGCUUCCAGGUCUACCGUGAGGUCUGCGCCUCCUGCCACUCCAUCUCCCGUGUGCCUUACCGCGCCGUCGUCGGAAAGUUCAUGACAGUCGAUGAGGCCAAGGCGCUCGCCGAGGAGAACGAGUACGACACAGAGCCCAACGACCAGGGCGAGAUUGAGAAGCGCCCCGGAAAGCUCUCCGACUACAUGCCUGCCCCCUACAAGAACGACGAGGCCGCCCGCGCUGCCAACAACGGUGCUCUACCCCCCGAUCUAUCGCUCAUGGUCAAGGCCCGCCACGGCGGCUGCAACUACAUCUUCAGCUUGUUGACUGGUUACCCCGAGGAGCCACCUGCCGGUGCCGUUGUCCAAGAAGGCCUCAACUUCAACCCCUACUUCCCCGGUACCGGAAUUGCCAUGGCCCGUGUUCUGUACGACGACUUGGUUGAGUACGAUGAUGGCACCAAGGCUUCGACCUCGCAGAUGGCCAAGGACGUGGUUGAGUUCCUCAACUGGACCGCUGAGCCUGAGAUGGACGACCGCAAGAAGAUGGGCUGGAAGGUUCUCGCUGUCACCAGUGUUCUGUUCGCGCUCAGUGUUUGGGUCAAGAGGUACAAGUGGGCACCGCUAAAGACACGGAAGAUUGUCUACCAGCCACCACAAAACAAGAGCAUCCUCGACCAACUCCCCAAGCCAAACAACUCUGGCAAGACGAACCAAUAAACAUUGGGUGGUUUUGCAUUUGCGCGGUUCAGGAGAGCGGGUAGCGGAAGCGUGUGUUCUAUAUCGUGUACAUUGCCAGGUACUUCCAACAAUCAGAUUUCUUUGCCUCGUGACAUACAGUCCCGUGCUCUUCAUGUCGCUUGUUUUGGACAUGCUUGUCUUUCAGUCCCCGUAGGAUAGUUUUCUUGCAAACCCAGUAGCAUCCGCUAUCCCACCAUGUAUAUCCAUAGACCGCAGUUCCACUUCCCCGAAAUAGUUAGGCUCGCUGACCUGACUGAAGCACAACGAUUUGAAUAGCUUGAUACUCCGGGUGUUGUCUUUGUCAAUCUUGACCCUCAAGUAGCUUAGAGACUUCAGCUUGCCCGUG
Messenger RNA from Alternaria alternata, 1431 nucleotides. Its product is annotated as cytochrome c1, mitochondrial precursor. Gene Ontology annotation, molecular function: heme binding; electron transfer activity. The record is from RefSeq and is a predicted model, not a curated record. Gene Ontology annotation, biological process: mitochondrial electron transport, ubiquinol to cytochrome c. Bases 54 to 1064 code for a protein of 336 amino acids. NCBI's taxonomy places the organism in Eukaryota, Fungi, Ascomycota, Dothideomycetes, Pleosporales, Pleosporaceae. The transcript has 5 exons.